Molecule: messenger RNA, 804 nt
Organism: Periconia digitata
Lineage: Eukaryota; Fungi; Ascomycota; Dothideomycetes; Pleosporales; Periconiaceae
Source: the annotation of a GenBank genome assembly
CUCCCAACCCUCUCUCACCGCAUUCUUCUCUGCGUACUACACACAUCCUCUACUUUCUACCGCAUACACUUUUCCGCCAUGUCUAGACGAAAUGGCGCGCCCUCUGGGCCCAAGGACACUGCUCCUCCUGCAGAAGAUCGGACGCAAGACAAGCAAGCCCGCCUUCUUAGCACAGAAGCUGGCCACUUUUCCCUGUUCCGUGCCCUCCAUCUCGCUGACUUCAUUACCGAGUUGAAUGGCUUCUGCGGUGUCAUGUCCGUCUUCUCUUCGCUUCGGUAUUGCGUACAGGACGACCCCACCGACUAUACGAAUCUCUACUUUGCCUUGGGCUUCAUCCCUCUUGGUCUCUUCUUCGACUUUAUGGAUGGCAAAGUUGCGCGGUGGAGGAAGAAGGCUAGUUUGAUGGGCCAGGAAUUGGAUUCCCUUGCCGACUUGGUAUCCUUUGGUGUAUCCCCAGCCGCCGCUGCAUUCUCUCUCGGGCUACGCACCCCCGUCGAUCACAUCCUGCUUGCCUUCUUUGUCCUCUGCGGCCUGACGCGCUUAGCGCGUUUCAAUGUAACCGUUGCUAUGCUCCCCAAGGACGGUACCGGAAAAUCGAAGUUCUUCGAAGGAACCCCCAUUCCAACUUCUUUGGCACUGGCUGCGACGAUGGCGUACUGGGCGAACAAAGGGUGGACACAUGGUGAUGUGCCUCUGGGCGUCUGGGGAGCAGGUGCCGCCUGGGAGAUGCACCCCGUGGCGCUGUUGUUUGUGUUGCAUGGCUGUUUGAUGACCAGCAAGACAAUCCACAUCCCGAAGCCGUAG